AUGCAGUACCUAUUCAGCAGGUGUGUGAGCAUUCCCAUGUUAGUUCCUGAGCGUUUGGGAAGCAGGAAGCUGCAGGCAGCAGCUGCUCAGGGCCGGCAGGAGAUAACCACAGGCUUGGCAUUCUUCAGCUGCGUGGGCGCCGACGCAAACGUCACCGCCGGGCAUGGCACGGAGGGGCUCACCUGCGACACGGCCAAGGGGUGCACAGGGAACGGGACGCAGCUGCGGCGGCAGGGCCACUUCUCCCGGUGCCCGGAGGAGUACAAGCACUACUGUGUCAAGGGGAGGUGCCGCUUCCUCGUGGCCGAACAGGCGCCGGCCUGUGUGUGCGAGCGAGGCUACACCGGGGCUCGCUGCGAGAGGGUGGAUCUGUUCUACCUGCGAGGGGACCAGGGCCAGAUCGUCAUCAUCUCCCUGAUCGCCGCCAUCGUCACCCUCAUCAUCCUCGUCGUCGGCAUCUGCCUCUGCAGUCACCACUGUCGGAGGCAGCGUAGGAAGAGAAAGGCAGAAGAGAUGGAGACGCUGAACAAGGACUCACCUUCCCGAAGCGAGGACGUGCGGGAGACGGGCAUCGCGUGAAGGUGCACAGGGCCGGGCGGCGACUGAGUCG
Messenger RNA from Manacus vitellinus (golden-collared manakin), 610 nucleotides. RefSeq names its product betacellulin (gene BTC). Gene Ontology annotation, biological process: positive regulation of mitotic nuclear division; epidermal growth factor receptor signaling pathway; positive regulation of cell population proliferation. The transcript is spliced from 5 exons. The record is from RefSeq and is a predicted model, not a curated record. Lineage: Eukaryota; Metazoa; Chordata; Aves; Passeriformes; Pipridae. The coding region runs from base 1 to 579 and encodes 192 amino acids.